Messenger RNA from Mangifera indica (mango), 1554 nucleotides. Its product is annotated as E3 ubiquitin-protein ligase ATL42-like. The coding region runs from base 1 to 1176 and encodes 391 amino acids. NCBI's taxonomy places the organism in Eukaryota, Viridiplantae, Streptophyta, Magnoliopsida, Sapindales, Anacardiaceae. The record is from RefSeq and is a predicted model, not a curated record. The transcript has a single exon.
AUGAGCCAACUGGGUGUACUCAUUAUCAUAGUUCUUUGCUUGUUCUUUCAUGUCAGAGCCCAAAACAUUUCAUACUCUGAACAUCUCAAUGUUCUUCAUUCUCUCCAGACAAAUCUUUCGGCAGUUCUUGGGGUCUUCUCUACAGUGUUUUCUUUAUUACUUUUGGUACUUGCCUACGCAAGAUUUUGCCCAACAAAUCCAUUUGAUUUUAUGAGUCAAAUUAGUAAUCAAAAUACUGCCCAUCGCCAGAGCCAAACUUUCCAGGAACUUAUUCGAUCAUCACCUAGAUCUUCAGGGAUUGAUAGAGCAGUGAUAGACUCAAUCCCUUUUUUCAGAUUUUCAUUGCUGAAGGGGUCGAAAGAAGGCCUUGAAUGUGCAGUUUGCAUAUCAAGAUUUGAAGAUAGUGAAAUUCUAAGAUUGUUGCCAAAGUGCAGGCAUGCAUUUCAUGUCACAUGCAUUGACCAGUGGCUAGAAAGCCACUCUAGCUGCCCUCUCUGCAGACACAAGUUUGACAUAAAAGACCUCAGGAGCAUCAGCUUGAGGCUCUCGGGAAACCCUUCAAAUCUUACAGACGAUCCAAAUCUUGAGCUAUUUGUUCAAAGAGAGCAAGACCGUCAAGCCUCAUUGAGGUUCAACAUUGGCAACAGCUUCAGAAAUGCUGAAAAGGGUAAGAAAGAAGAAGAAUUGCUUAUUCAAGAGGUGAAUAGGAAUCAGGAAAAACUCCUGCAUAAGUUCAACCACAAAAUCAUUGUCUCUAAUGUUGUAAUUAAGAGUCGAUGGAGUGAUGUUAAUGCUUCGGACUUACUGUUCUUAAACUCUGAGAUGCUUCGUGCUGUAUCAAGCAAUAGAAUAUCUCGUUCCAGUUCAACAAGAGGAAGAUCUCAUUACGAGUCCAAGUUCAGUGGGCAAGACAGAAACCAUUCAGAUUCAUCUUCAAGCUUGGCGAAUUCUUCAGAGAAGAGAUCAAUGUCUGAGAUCAUCAACUUUGCAAGGUUCAGAGAUUUCGGUUUAAGACAGAAGAUAAGCCAAGCUUCACCUGGCGGCAGUGGAAGAAAAGAAGAGAGAAUAAGAAGGCUUUGGUUGCCGAUAGUGCAGCGAACAGUUCACCGGUUUGUACGUGGAGAAAGAAACUUAGAGGAAGAACAGGAGGAGAAAAAGACUGCUUUGAACGUGUAAAUUCGACUCUCAGAAUCACCCUACAGGGUGAAUCUUCUUGCUGUAAAGGAAAUUCAGGGGUUGUUAACCUAUAAUAUCAAUAGAGGUAAAGUACAGAAUUGUCAUGAUCAGGCCAUUGAUGCUUUUUUGCUUGUGUUUUUCUCCUCUUAUCAUACGAGGGAAUCAUACCCUAAGAGUUGUCGAGAUUGGAGAGGUCAAAGUCACAUAAACUGGACAACAGAAGCCUAUAAUUGUCAUGAUCAUUGACAUUGAUGCUUUUUCUGUUUGUGUUUUUCUUCUGUUUCUGCUGUAAUCCCAAGCAUAAGGCAUGAUAUUUGAUAUGUGAAAUUUAUGAUUUUGAGUUGUUAACAUUAACUGCUAGUUUUUAGCUUGUGGUUU